AUGGCCGCCGAUCUAACGUUUCCUCCGAUGAAGAACGACCUCCUGCUGCGAGCUGCAAGAGGCGAAGAAACAGAGCGCGCCCCGGUAUGGGUCAUGAGACAGGCGGGGAGAUACCUUCCUGAGUUCCAUAAGGUCCGCGCGCAUCACAGUUUCUUCGAGAUAUGCCGCACACCCGAGUUGGCUAUGGAGCUCACUCUCCAACCGAUCCGCCGCUACUCAGGCCUAAUAGAUGCUGCCAUUAUCUUUAGCGAUAUUCUCGUCGUCCCGCAAGCAUUAGGCAUGGAGGUGGAGAUGAACCCCGGUCCACACUUUCCCGAUCCGCUGAACACACCUGAGGACCUUUCCAAGCUCCGCGCUGACGUCGACGUGAAUAAAGAGCUCGGAUAUGUCUUCGACGCGAUCACCAUAACGAGGAAGGCCCUCGACGGAGAGGUACCCUUGAUCGGCUUCUGUGGUGCGCCCUGGACGCUGUUCUCGUACAUGGUGGAAGGAGGCAGCAGCAAGACGUUCACGAAGUGCAAGUCGUGGCUCUUCAGGUACCCAGAGGAAUCUAAGGCGCUUCUUCUGCGCAUAGCGGAUGUCUGCGUAGACUUCCUAGUGGGACAGGUCAAGGCCGGAGCACAGCUGCUCCAAAUAUUUGACUCCUGGGCUGGCGAGCUCGCGCCGCACCACUUCCAAGAGUUUUCUCUCCCCUCCCUUCAGCGCAUAUCGUUAGGUGUUCGCAGGAAGCUUGCAGCAGAGAAGAUUCCCCUCGUACCCAUGACGGUAUUUCCGAAAGGCGCAAACUCGGAGCUUGCCUCGCUCGCACACGAAGGAGGCUACGACGUCAUCGGCCUCGACUGGUGCAUCGAGCCUUCGGAGGCGCGGCGGCUCGUGGGAGACAAGGUCGCUGUGCAGGGCAAUCUUGACCCGAACGUGCUGUAUGGUGGCCGAGAGUCUAUCGAAAGAGAGGUCAAGCGAAUGUGUGCGAGUUUUAAGGGUGGGAAAGGCACAAAGGCCUGGAUAGCCAACCUGGGACACGGUAUCACACCUGGCGUAGAUCCUGAUGACCUGAAGUGGUUCUUCGAGUGCGUACACAAGUACUCGUCCAAUGCUUAA
Sparassis crispa is the source of this 1098-nucleotide messenger RNA. Its product is annotated as Uroporphyrinogen decarboxylase. Lineage: Eukaryota; Fungi; Basidiomycota; Agaricomycetes; Polyporales; Sparassidaceae. Gene Ontology annotation, molecular function: uroporphyrinogen decarboxylase activity. The record is from RefSeq and is a predicted model, not a curated record. Gene Ontology annotation, biological process: heme biosynthetic process. Gene Ontology annotation, cellular component: cytosol. Bases 1 to 1098 code for a protein of 365 amino acids. The transcript has 4 exons.